Aspergillus thermomutatus is the source of this 306-nucleotide messenger RNA. RefSeq lists its product as uncharacterized. NCBI's taxonomy places the organism in Eukaryota, Fungi, Ascomycota, Eurotiomycetes, Eurotiales, Aspergillaceae. The transcript has 2 exons. The record is from RefSeq and is a predicted model, not a curated record. The coding region runs from base 1 to 306 and encodes 101 amino acids.
AUGAGUCCAACCAGACCAGAAAAGGGUCCCUCAUAUCCGGCAACAGCCCGACAAAAUGCCCAGUCAACGACCCUCCUUUGGCGCCUACAUGACCUGGUCGACCAAAUCAUGGUUAUAUCCGGGAUCUGUGCUGCGAGUCUCCCUAUAGCGUACUAUCUCAUCUGCUACUACUACCAAGGACUUGACAAAGCAACAUGCCGCGGGCGGAACAGCGAUCUGACUAUUAUCCUGGGUGGCGUUUUUAUUGUCGCCUAUCUGCUGAAGUAUGUGCUGCGGUAUUAUGCGCGGAGUGCAGCGGACCAGUGA